Molecule: messenger RNA, 5104 nt
Organism: Heterobilharzia americana
Lineage: Eukaryota; Metazoa; Platyhelminthes; Trematoda; Strigeidida; Schistosomatidae
Source: the annotation of a GenBank genome assembly
GUUCAGUACAAACGAUGAUGCUAACGACCCCACGAAACGUUGUAGGGAUAUUUGGGACUCCAGCUAAUGAUGUUUCGAACACAUUACCCUCCUCUUCAAAGUGCUCUAAGAAAAACCGCCGUCUGAAGAAGCGGUUGGAAGCUUCUGGGGAAAACCUACGAUUUGAGUCGGACCAGACAAGUCUUUCUAACUCCCACCACUCUGUUGACGGUGAUGGUAUAUUAACCCAAAGUCUUCCGUCUCAUCAGAUGUAUAACUUCUAUCCACCUAUAAACUCCUAUGGUAUUCGAUAUCAAGCAUUUUAUCACCUUAUUCAGGAGAAGUUAUACUCUUCUUUGUCCCAAGAAAAGCUACUACAUGUAAAUAAUGAGCAUUUACUGGCUGUGAAUUCACAGUUGGAUGAUAAGGUAGAUUCAGCCUUAAGAACGGAAACCCUGUCCAAACUUUGGUCAUUGCAUAGUGCAUAUUAUUCUCUUUCUUCUGUCACAUUCUGCAAGACAGUUUGUUUGAUGGACUUACUGAUUGCCAAAGUCAAGGUUAAGCCUAAGUACGCAAUGUGUGUGGCCGCUGCAUGUUAUUAUAUUACGUCCAAAUUUGAAAGAUCAUCGGAUCACAUUUCACCUACACCCGAAAGCCUUGUAACAUUAUCGAGAUGUGGAGGCACUGCUGCUGAUUUAACUCGAAUGGUGGAAAUCAUUCUUACGAAGUUGGGGCCUUCUAGUGUAGCUGCCGUCGGUGCAUGUUCAGCCACAGCUAUUGAUUUUUUAUCCAUCUUCUCUCCGUUGGGUGUUCCAUCAUCUCAAACCGACUCGGAAAAUCAAGACAGUUGGUUCCCCCUCCCUAUUUCCCUCUGUCGUCAAGUUGAAAUUGCCUUGAUUUCGUCAGAUGUAUCAGGUUUUCGUCCUGCAUGUCUUGCAUUGGCUUUGCUCAAUCACCGUUGCUUUGGUUCAAGUUUGAGUCCACUUGGGUCAGCUGAUGACUGGUUACAGUUUCAUGCAGCAGACCUCUUCAACUUAGCACUUUUAUGCAACGUAAGUUAUUCUUAUGUUUUCGGAUUCAACCUAAAUCUCCCACUUUAACACCAAACACUAAGAUGUACGUAUUGGUGACCAGACUCUACAGUUCAACCGUCAAAGGACUCAGGUGAAGAUUGUUUCGCAAUUCAUUAAAAGCUAGAUGUUUGUGACUGCUUUAAGAUUAAAUCAUCAAAAGCCCUUAAUUACUCAUUUCCACUACUUCAUUGGUGUUCCUUUCUAUUCUAUUCUAUUCCAUAUCAACUCAUAUUAGUUUAAGGUGCAUGCUUAGACUCAGGUUAUCGGAAUUCUUGUAAAUGCUUCUGCUGUAGCCAACAAAACUGAUUACGAUGAUGUUUGAUAGUAGUAAAUGUUAAAGUCGCUCAUUUAUAGCUAUAUUGCAUAAUUGAAUUUGUCUGAAACCCACCUGCAAUUGCAUUGAUUCUGGCACUUCUUUUAUGCUAGCAUCUAGAAGUAGAUUUCCUAAAUUGAAUCGAUUUCUUUAUAGGCAUUGUUUACUUGCUGCUGAUGACCUCAAAAUGUCUGUCUUGUUAGUAAAAUGCAUACACACCUGAGCUGAAUAGAAAACAGGUGAAUGGGAAACCAUUAAUAACAAUUAGUUUUAUUGAGUCUAAUAUUUGAAAUUUAAUAAUCUUUUGCCAGUAUGUAUGAUUUUAAGUAAUUUUUCUCACAGACGUUUAUCAUAAGUCAACUUAUUAAAUAUACAAACAAGCGAACCAUCCAAAAGUGUAAGUGUUUCAUUUUAAAGAGCGAAUUUGCAUCGGUUUGAUAUGAUCUAGGACUUUCUGAGUUCUUAGUCCUGAGACUAAUCCACUUCAAAUGCGUUUCAAGCAUAUAAAGCUAAUCAGGGCUCUCUAUUCGAAGUCACACAGGAAUGUUAGGGCUCGUGGAAAGUUUUCAUGUGAAUUGAUGACAGCUAGUGGUGUGCACUGUCACGGUUUGUGUUUAAUCUCGUUACAAAUACAUUAAUGAACAUGACCUUAGGUAACUAUAGCUUCAAAGGGAUUGAUUUACUCCUUGGAGGGCAUUUAUUUGACUUGGAGUAUACAGGUGACACUGUCCUGCUAGGUGAAAAUGUUGACAAGGCCUUUUGAAUGCAUGGAGUGCGUUUGGCAUGCGUUUCGCUGGUACCUGUCAAGUAAAAAAUAGUUCCCCAGGACACUGGUCGGCAAAUACUAGUUCAGUGAUGUUGAGUGAGGUGCUUGAAUGUGUUGACAACUUCAUUUGCUUGGGAAGUUGCAUCAGCUUAAACGGGCUGGUUACUAACAAAAUACCAGCUCAGAUACAAAAGGCCCGUUUGGCAUUUGGCAAGUUUUUUCAUCUCUGGCGCCGACUGACAAGAUAUCCGACCAUAUGUUAAAGGAUGGCUACACUGCACUGCAGUUCGUUUUGUCCUGUUAUAUGGUUGUAAGUUAUGGUCACCUAAAGUAGAUAUGAAGAGACUAAAGGCUUUUGAUUAUGAGUGUCUUCGUAGGAUUGCUUACAAAUGGCGGAAUCACCACAUGAGAAAUGUUGAGGUCAGGUGAAGAGUUCUGGGUAAGGAAGGCAAGCCAGUGGAUGAGAUUGUGAACCGUUAUUGACCGAGGUGGCUUGGAAACGUGCUGUGCAUGAUGAGUCACCGCCUACCUUAAAGUGCCAUGCUAGGGGAAGUUGGAUCAGGUUGAGAGAAGGUUCAGAUCGGCCAGAAUAAGAUGUGACACCAGUUCAUGAAGUCCCCGACUGGUGGUCUGAACCAUGUUGGGGACUGUAGACUGCCUGACUGGGGUUCCCGAGAUGAUAAGAAUCAGUGUUUGAGAACUCUUAGUGAAAUGGCUGAAAAUUGAUCACAAUGGUGCAGAUGUAUUCAUUCUCUGAUUUCUUAUAAAGCUUGAAUACCUUGACUAGCCUUAAUUUUUACACUUCCUCUCCUCCCAUACGCCUUUGUCAACUUUAAUAUCAGUCUUUCAUAUCCACUUGUUUUUUGUAUACUAACGUGAAGUGUGGCAACUUGAAGGAAUGCACUUGUAUGCGAGGUUCUACCUUUUUUUGUCUAUCUGCCGUCUGUCUGUCACACGCAUUUAAGCGAAUCAGAUCUGAUUUAUUAGUUCACUGGUUUACGCAUUUUUAAACCAAAGAGUGCUGUGGUUAAAACAUGCCCCACCUAUUUCUGCCUGUGCAACUGGGUAGCAUCCCAAGCACUCAGUGAAUGUAGCUCAUGCCACGGCAUAAACACAUAUUCCGGGGUCAGGGUAUUUGAAAAAUUAAUUUAAUGCCCUACAUAUUUAAGAUGUUUUUUAAAACGAGAUAAUAUCUUUUGGCUAGAAGGCCAGGUGCUUAUUUGAGGUGGAUCAAAUAGCACAAUCUACGAUGUUUUAACAGUAAUGUUUUGCCUAGUACUAAGAACAUAACCACGGUAGCUACGAAAUGCACUGUGGAAACUUAUUUUGGGCUUCUAUAUGCACUUUCAAAUCUCAAUGAAUUUCUUUGAAGAAUUUUCAAAUAUUUACAUAUUAACUGCAUUAAUUGGUUCAAAAACUUGUGUGCCUUUUAAGUGAUGCAUGUUUCAUAGAUCGGUAAUUAACUCAUUUCUAGAAAUGUACAUGUAGAAAAAUCGAGUGGGAUCAAUUUGUUGAGAUUGUUUUGGUGUUUGUCGCAAAGUCUUACACUAUCCGUGAUCAGUUUAUGCCCAGCAUAUGUAAUGAACUGUAAUAAAUUUGUCAAUUAUUCAAAUCUCAGUGAUCACAUCUACCUAUAUUCCGUACUCGAUAUCACCUAUUUUGUAAAUCGUAACAGUGCUAAUCCGUUGCUCAAAAUGAAGUGUGGUUUCAUCUCAUGGUUGCUUGGUAAAUCACCAUGCACCGUAGUUAUAGACCUGCUACUCUUGCACCACAAAUUGUUACGCACAUGAAACCAUAAGAUAUUUUAGUCACUAGUUUCAACCACUCAAAAAGCCUAUUCACCAAUGUUCUGUUCAUUUAUUUUGUCUAGGUUUCUUGGGCUAAUGUUGAGGCAUGUUCAUCUUUGUUGAAGGCAGCACUUAGCACUACAUCAGAAUCCUACACAAUCCAAGAUUAUCCUUCCUCCCGUCUACUGGCAGCUCCCCACCACUUGUGUGGACUUUAUCACGGCGUACACAACGCAGCAUUUUGACAUCUUCUCCCCCAGCUCUUUCAACCAUCACAGAAAAAGAUGAAGAGUUAGUUCAAUUAGAGGAUAAUUUCGCAGAUAUGAAUUUGGGUUUUGAAAGUGUUUGUAAAUCCAGUUCAUGUUUAAAGGCAGCCUCAUCUUGAUAAAGUAUCCUCUGUUGGCACUAUUUCAUCACUGUGAACGUUUAUCUUCUUAAUAUAAUAAUAUAUUCACACUAACCAAUCUGUGAUUGGGAAACUCAUCAAAAAAAAUUUCUGUUUUCAAAGGGUUCAAUUCUUAUUGUCCUUUGUUAUUGUUAUUGUUGUUGUUGUUUCCCUCAACUUUCGUUUUUCCAUCUUUCUAUAGACUACAAAAAAAAAGUAGUUGUGUACAAAUCUGAACAAAAAUCGUAGUGUAUUUCAGUUUAACUGAUUUCAUCAUAAUCAGUAUGGAAAGCGGUAUAACUUGUUUACUACUGCUGGUUUCUAUCACGUACUUACUCUUUUUUUGAUUGUUGUAUUUUCCCUCUUCUACUCAUUUCACAACAGUAAUGAUUAGUAAAAAGGGAUUAUUGUUUUAGGGAUCACGUUUCGUUUUCUUGUUUUUCUUUGAUUAUAUAUACCAGCUGCCAAAUUAGGCGAAGACGUUCUGCCUCUUCAAUUUUCUCUUCUUUAGUAAAAAAAAAGCGAAACAAACAUUGUGAUUACUACUAAUAUAUUACUACUGCUACUACUACUACUACUACUAUGACUGUUGCUACUAGUCUAACAGCUGUUUUUUUUCAUCGUUGUUUUUUUUCUGGUCACUUUUGACCUUUGACUUUUUUAAAGUAAAUUUUAAGUAGUCGUUUUUUGUAAAACACGGCACAUUACCACUUUCCUAUCUCGUUCCUCUUUCUAGUCUAAUAUCUACAGUUCAAUCAUUAAGUUUAUAAGAAAAAAAGUGCAAUAAAAAUAUUUUGAAUA